AUGGAAGACCCCGCAAAGGAAAUCGCGACGGUUGCUGGCCUCGUUACUGCCGCUAUAAACCCCGAGAUACAAAGAGCAUCUGUACUGAAGUAUUACGCGCCGAAUAUUUCGUUCCGUCAUCCUCUAUGUGCGGUCAAGUCAGGACCCAAUUCGCGCGACGCGAUACUCUCAAUUCUGCAGUGGUACCGCGUAAUGUCACCAGUGAUCUCGGUCCACGUCAACUCGGUGACAUACGACGAGGAGAAACACUCCGCGUUCCUCGAUAUCACUCAAACGUUCCACAUCCGGUGGUCCCCUCUUAACCCCGCACCUGCAAGGCUGCUCGUACACCUCACGCUCCGCCCCGAGCCUUCGCCGACCGACCCGUCCAAGACAGUAUACCUCAUCGCCGAACACGAGGACUUCUACCACCCGGAGGACCUCGCUGCACUCAUUAUCCCUCCGCUUGUACCUCUCGUCCGCAUUGGCCUUCAAGCGGCGACGUUCGCGUGCAAGGUGAACGCCAGGGUUUUUGGCGCGCUUGGAUACUGGACCGCGAGUGACGGAGAAGGCGGCAAGGGUGUUCAUCUGCAGCCGGAAGGAGAGCCGCUACCUGCGAUCGGGGAAAAUGAGGGCAUCGAGUUGCAGGAGCGGCCGCAGCGAGGAGACAAGAAGCAUGAUUGA
Molecule: messenger RNA, 663 nt
Organism: Trametes versicolor FP-101664 SS1
Lineage: Eukaryota; Fungi; Basidiomycota; Agaricomycetes; Polyporales; Polyporaceae
Exons: 3
Coding region: 1-663 (220 amino acids)
Source: RefSeq, a predicted model, not a curated record